Molecule: messenger RNA, 601 nt
Organism: Medioppia subpectinata
Lineage: Eukaryota; Metazoa; Arthropoda; Arachnida; Sarcoptiformes; Oppiidae
Source: the annotation of a GenBank genome assembly
GUGGUAAACACAACUGUAUUGAACACGUGAUGUGUUGUGGUGUCGAUCGCUGCACACCUGUCGUCGGGUCCGCUAAACACUUGUGGAGUAUUCAAUGUUGAGGCAAACAAAUGGUGUGAAUGUUAUGAUUAAAUGGUUGGCCACUAAUGGGAGGCCAACACUAAUGGCCAGUAUUACGGCCGCUGACUGUCGCGGACUUUGCGGUAAAUGUACGGCCAGUGAUGAGACCGUAGACCGCGUCAGUCCUGUCGGUCAUUCGGUGUCCAAUUUGCGGUUCACUGAUUGGGCCAAACCGGUCAAUGAGACGCCCGUUGAACGCCAGUUACGGCUCAAACGAGUAGAGCUCCAGAACUGGAACCACGAGUAUUGGCUCAACAAUAACACAGAUUUUCAACGGCAAAAGCAAGAUUUUAUAAAACGGGAACUCAAGACAAGUGAUGGACAAGAGUUUAAGUCAUCGUUAAGUUAUGAUGAAUUGUCGCUGUUUUAUAAGUCGUUUUUGGAUUCAAAUCAUGGAAAACACAUGAAUUAUAAUUUGGAAUGGUAUAAACGCCACACAACCCUCUUAUGGCCAGCCUUUCGGUCAUGUUUUGUGCAAUAA